CCACGGCGGUGCACAUGUCUGCUGUCUAGUUCACGGCCUGUAUGUGUGUCUGUACGUGUGUGUGUGUUCACGAGUUACCCCAAGUUCAACAAGGGAUUUUAUUAUUUCACACCAACAAAAAAAAAUGAAACUACUUAUGUUCGAGGGAUGUUUGUUGUUGCUGGUGGCGAUGGUGGCGUGUGGGGAAGAAACCCUCCACCACUUACCUUCCAGCGCAAGUUUCACUAACCCAUCAUAUCUAUUUAGCCCCAACAAGAGGUCUCACACAAGUAACCAAAAUAGUGAAAGGGGCCAUCUGGUGAGGCACCGUGGGAGAACUGUAAGGCCACCCAGUGUGCCUCAGAGUACUGCUGCAAUACAACCACACCACCAAGAUAAACCCAUUGUGGCCUCCAGUACUCAUAUGACAUUAGGUGCUACUCAUUCAAACGAAUCAACAGUAAAAUCUCCGCCACAGAAGAGGGAAAGUCCACUAAGAGAUUUGGCAGCAGUUACUGAUCCAAGAAACUUGAGCACCCACCGUAGAGGCCUUUUCUUUAACUUCUAUCCUCCAAUUCCAAAACACCGCCCACCGCCACACCGACCCCCAGGGCCCCGCCCACCUGCCUUUCACCCACCAGUACGACACCCACCCCCAAGACACCCCCCGAACCCCAACCAUGGUCCCCCUCCACAUAAACCUGACUUUCCAGAAUUCGAGUUUGAUUUUGAUCCACCAAACUUCUUCGAGUCAUCUGGUUUUCAUUUUCCUGAUGAAGAAGACUCGUAUGGAUUUGGUCACCUACAUGAUGAAGUUGAGGAAUUCUUCAACGGACCUCACGAACACGAUGACAAUGACUAUCACUUUUCAUCACCACAUCCUCCACUGAAGCCCUUUGACAUAUUUUCUCCAGACUUUGAGGAGCACCCUUCAUUGCCUCCUCAGAGACCACCGGCCUCGCCUGCAGUGUCUCCACACAUCAACUUCAUCACCGAGGACUCCAUCUACCGGGAUGAUGUGCCAGUCAAGGAGGUCCACAACGACAGAGACAAAGUCCAUCCUGGGCUGGAUCCUGGAGGUGUCAAAGCGCUCAGCCCAGAUUUUUUAUUCUUCAUCAAGGAACAGACAAAAGCUUAUGUUAAUAAUGAAUCAUCAUCUGAGUUUGAGUGAUAGUCCAGUUCAAAAUCACAUCACUCCCAUAGUCAUUUAUAUUGGGUUAUACAAUGAUUUGGAGUCGCCAUAACAUAGUUAUAAGAAUAUUGUGGUAACAUACCAUUCACAGAAAAUAAAAUAUAGUAAUAAAGUAUGCACAGUACAGGCAGAUAAUUACUGCAAUAUUUGACAUUGUACUAAAUUGUCUGUUAGUAAUAAAGCACUAUUAUUUUAUCAAUGGAGCCAGUGAGCUGUGCCUUCUCCUGGGUUAUGGACAUACAGUACUGUGCUUCACACCUCAAGAAAAGGUGAAUUAAGGCUCAACAGAGUUCAAUCUGAAAAUCUUGUUUCAUAACCCUGACUACAGAGAACAUUUGUCAUAAAAACUGCUGACUGUUAUAAUAUAUGAUAAAUUGUCUACAUUCAAUCCUCUUUUUUUUUGUAAAUCAGGCAUGGGGACAAAGCCAAGCCUACGGCUUUGAAACCAAAGCCAUUGGAAUGUCAUGAAGCUGCAGCCAGACAUUAAAAAUGUCAUGAAGCCAAAUAUUAAAGUAGUCAUGAAGCUGAAACCAACAAUUUUCAAAGUUUUAGGAAACUUGAGCACUGUUAUUUAUAUAAAAUGUAUUGUAUUACCUUAUAUGUUGAUGGGAAUAGUAUGUAUGGUACUGUAAUGUAAGUUGCAGCAAGGCUUUGAGAUAAGCUAACUUUAUUUUAAGCUGAUUGUUCUUGGGGUAAGUUUUAACUCUCCCUAUAGCCUGAAAAAGGUUACUUAUAGUAACAAUUAUCUUUGAUAAUUUUAUUUUAUCCAUAACAUAGUAAUUUAGUCACAAAUUACAGAAAAGCAACUAUUUGGUAUCUUUGAUCUCUUCCAACAUUCAGGUCAGGUCCUUGUGAGAUUAGACCAGUAGGGAUAACUUGUGACGUCAGUAUGGAUCUUAGGUCAAAUCAAUGUCACAUGGCCCAGAAGCCAAACCCAACUUAAGCCCCAUGUCUGGUUUGUAUUCGUUUUGUUAAUAGUGCAUUUGCUUAAUUUAUAUUUUACCUCACUAGUUGUACAGUGCACACAAAAAUGUAACUUUUCAGGUAUAUGUUAUAGAAUAAACCAGUUAUAUCCUUGUAUGUGAUGAUAUAACCCAAAGAGUGUUGGGUCACUUGUUGAUGUCAAAGUGUGAUGUUCCCUGACAGUGAGGAGAAUUAAGUUACUGUUCUUUGUCUGAGUAAGGACCAUUAAGCCCUUGUGAAAUGUAAGUUCAACAGCCACUGGACACCCUAAUACCCCUGAACAUGAAGGAUAACAAGAGUAUGUGUAACAAACAGUUUAUACUGGGAGGAGUGGUAAAGAAUUUUGACAAGACU
Messenger RNA from Homarus americanus (American lobster), 2488 nucleotides. RefSeq names its product cyclin-K-like. The record is from RefSeq and is a predicted model, not a curated record. The transcript is spliced from 2 exons. Lineage: Eukaryota; Metazoa; Arthropoda; Malacostraca; Decapoda; Nephropidae. Bases 125 to 1150 code for a protein of 341 amino acids.